CAAGCGCGCCUACCGGCAACGCAGUGCAAUUGAGAGGCUGCCUCGCCGCUGGUGAAACUCUGGUGUUUUGGGGGUGGUGGAACAGAAUGCAAGAAGUUGACAAGAUUGAAACUCUGAAACAAGAAUGGGUUUGCACACCAAGAAAGGACAGUCAAGUUCAGAAUGGCACAGACCAGAACAGCUGUGAUAUUUUUGUCGAUAAUCUUUUUGAAGAAGCACAGAAAGUUGGGGCUGUGUGCACACAGCAGACAAAAGUUAAAAGCCAAGCUGACACAACAAUUAAAUUAUGGAAAAAUGGCUUCACAGUGAAUGAUGGUGAACUCCGAAGCUAUACAGAUGUUGCAAACCAGCGCUUUUUGGACUCAAUCAAAAAAGGGGAGUUGCCUUCUGAAUUACAGAAGAUAUGUGGCAAAGAAGAAGUGGCCGUGAAGGUGGAUGAUAAAAAGCAUGAGGUGUAUACACUGAAGAAGCCAGUGUUCCAUCCUUUCUCUGGACAAGGGUACAGAUUAGGAAGUGCGACGCCAAGAAUAAUUUCUAAAGUAAAAAGAGACGUUGAAGAAAUUGAAAAGAAAAAACCGACAGUGGUAUUAAAUUACUCAGAACCCAUCACCAGUGUCCAGAUCUGGUUAGCAGAUGGAACAAGGAUAGUACAGAAGUUUAAUAUUUCUCAUAGAAUAAGUCAUGUCAGAGACUUCAUAACAACCCACCAAGGAGAUCAUGGAAGGGGUGCCUUCACUUUGGCCACAUCGCUUCCUUUUCGGGAGCUGCUGAAUGAAUCCCUCACGCUAGAGGAAGCUGACUUAAAAAACGCCGUCAUUGUUCAGAGACUUAAGAAAACAACUGAGCCUUUCAAAGGCCUUUCGUAAGAGCCGGCAUCAAGAUGGCCCUGAAAUAGUGCUUCAGGACAAAACUACUACAAGUGACACUUGGGGAAGAGACAAAACCAUACUCAAUGAAUCACUGCGCAGUGGAGUUUGUUUCCCUGUGCCCAGUGACUUUCUCUUAGUUGAGUUACUUUAGUUUAUACCAAAAAGAAACAAAUAGCAAUAUCUGCUGUCUAUAGUACACCAUCUACAGCGCUGCUCCGAAAGGGCAUUUGGCAUGUGCUGUGCUGAAUCU
Messenger RNA from Anolis sagrei ordinatus, 1119 nucleotides. It is a transcript of the gene UBXN2A, whose product is annotated as UBX domain protein 2A. The record is from RefSeq and is a predicted model, not a curated record. Gene Ontology annotation, cellular component: nucleus; cytosol. Gene Ontology annotation, biological process: Golgi organization; nuclear membrane reassembly; membrane fusion. Gene Ontology annotation, molecular function: ubiquitin binding. Lineage: Eukaryota; Metazoa; Chordata; Lepidosauria; Squamata; Anolidae.